AUGCCUGCGCGCACUCGGCAAACAAGAACCUCGAACGCCGAGGUGCUCGAGCCGGAGGAGGAUCAACAGGGCCUACAAAGGUUGCGAUUCAACGAGCCGUUGUCAUGGCGCGUGGGCAAGUCUGCCAUCCCUGUCGCGGAUCUGCUAGACCGUCUUCAAGUGCUAGCCAAGGAGCUGUCGUCAAUGGAACAGGAUGAUAUCGAUAAAGACUCGCUCAAGAAGGUUUCUCAAGAGCUUGCCAAUGGCCAUCUUCUGGCCCACCGAGACAAGGGAGUCCGCGCGUGGGUUACGAGUUGUGUCGUCGACAUUCUACGGCUCUGCGCCCCAGACGCGCCUUUUACUGGGAAUCAAUUAAAGGAUAUAUUCACCUGCAUCGUAACGUCUAUAAUUCCCGCCCUGGGUGAUCCCUCGAACGCGUACAACGGACAGCAUAUCUACGUCUUGAACUCCCUAGCCGAAGUUAAAAGUAUUGUUCUUUUGACAGAUCUCGACGCUCCCGAUGCUCUUAUCUUGCCAUUGUUUUCGUCGUGUUUUGAUAUCGUCUCCGGGUCGUCAAAGGCCUCUACAGGCGAGCAAGUCGCCAAGAAUGUUGAAAACGAUAUGACCCGGCUCCUCGUGACAAUAAUCGAUGAGUCUCCUACUUUGGCACCAGAGGUUGUCGACAUCAUAAUAGCGCAGUUCCUUCGUGUCGACCCACAUGUGAUUGAGCAGCCUGGGAAGAAAGGGAAAAAGUUAGAGAUCGAUGUGAAUCAGGAUACACUUCUGCUCAAAGAGUAUCCUCCAGCCUAUGAUAUGGCCAAAGCGAUUUGCCAUGCAUGCCCAGAGAAGAUGACCAGCCAUAUCAGUCAAUAUUUCAACAAUGUGAUUAUUGACGCCUCCGCUCCUUCUGGGUCUUUGAACGGGCCAAAGCAAUCUUCAAACCGAAGGCAUAGCUUCGGCGAGUCAGAUGAUGAAGCUGAGGAUAUCAAAGAGCUAGGAAAAGCCCACCGACUAAUACGCGAGCUGUGGCGCGCCUGUCCGGAUGUAUUGCAAAACGUUAUUCCGCAACUAGAAGCUGAGCUGUCUGCUGAGUCGGUCUCUCUUCGCCUUUUAGCCACAGCAACUCUCGGCGAUCUUGCUGCUGGUGUUGGAAUUGCUGGGCCUCCCCCGGCUGCGCCAAUGGACCCAGCUGCGUACCCUCCAGUCACUUUGCGCGACUACUCUCAGAUCAUACCCCAGCCAAACAUGCUGCAAACCCCUCUAGCUCCAAAGCCUUUUGCUCAAGCACAUUCAUCUGCGUACGAGAGCUUUUUGAGUCGUCGCCAGGAUAAAUCCGCCUCCGUUCGCUCCGCGUGGACCACCGCCGUCGGGCGCAUUCUGUUAACAUCUGCCGGAGGCUCUGGGCUGAGCGAGAGCGAUGAACAGUCUAUGGUUAGAAGUCUAGCCAACAUGCUUCGCGAUGCCGAUGAGAAAGUUCGACUGGCUGGUGUUGACGCGGUUGGCUCUAUGGGGUUCUCCGACAUUAUGAAUAAGCUUGCAAUUACUGGUGGGCUUGCAUCGGCUGAUUCUGCCAUCUCGAUCCUCGCAGAGCGUGUCAAGGAUCGCAAACCAGCAGUCAGAGAUCGUGCUAUGCGAGUAUUUGCUAGAUUAUGGGGAGUUGCUGCUGGGGAGAUUGAGGAAGGCAAUGAUCAGGUUAUCACACUAAUAAAGGAUGCUCCGUCCAAGAUUUAUGACGCUUUUUACACAAACGACCCCGAAAUACAAGCUCUCAUUGAUCGAGUUCAGUUUGAAUACUUGCUCCCCUUGAGCUACCCUCCUAUCAAAGCAAAACAGACAAAAGCAAACUCUUCCCAACGACUACGGGGCUCGCAAGAAUCUCAGAAAGACGCGGAAGGCUCAGUGGACAAGAUCAGGGUAGAAAGGAUUUUGACGCUUCUUAAAGGACUUGAUGACAAGUCCAAGAGGGUCUUCUUUGCAUUCCAGGGUCGACAGAUCAAUUUGCGAACAGCCCUGACUAUUUAUCUUCAGACAUGUGAGGAGUACAAUGGUGGGGUUGUCGAAAAGGACGAAGACAGAGUCAAGGCCCAGCUGACUCGUGUGAUUGAUACCAUCUCCAAGUCUUUGCCGGAUUCUCAACGAGUCUCGGCUGACCUCUGGAAAUUUGCCAAAACCCAUGACCGAAGAAACUACCAGCUAAUUCGGUUUGCCAUGGCUGCACAGAGCGACUACCGUACCGUUACAAAAGCCAUCAAGGAGUUGGCCAAGAGGAUACAGAGUGGAAACACUCCGUCUUUACUAGAUACUUUAACGCCAUUCCUAUACCGGGCCAGCUCUCUCAUUUUCAACCGAAGCCAUAUACCCGCUAUCAUGCAAUUUUCACGCACGGACGAGAAAGGCCUGGCCAAUUCCGCUCAAGAAAUGCUCAAGGAGAUAUCUUCCCAUAAUCCAGAGGUUCUAGAAGCGCAGGUACAAGAGAUGUGCAAGGAUCUGGAGGCUCAAGCCCCCUCCGCAAAGUCUUCGGACGAUGUCAGUGUCGAGGAAAUUCUCAAGGCUUGCUCAGGGUUUGCCAAGAAAUUGCCUGAAAAACUUCCCAAGGAGAGGAAAUUCCUGCAAGCAUUGACAAACUAUGCAUUGUUCAGCUCUUCACCCCGAGCCGCGAAACAUGCCGUCUCUAUCAUAAUGGCUGUCGCCGAUAAAAAAGAGAUGUACGCAAAAGACCUGGUGCAAAAGUGCGUCAAAGACUGCGAGUUUGGCUCGGAUUAUUUCUUGACACGCCUAGCUACUAUUGCACAAUUGAACCUCCUAGCCCCCAAGCAAACAGAUGCUGAGAGUGCCAAAAUCAUCUCGAUGGCUAUUGAUGAGAUUCUCUUGACGAACCGGUCGAAAGAAGCGAAUUCAGAGUACACCUGGUCUGAUGAAGUGGACGAAGAGACAAGGGCUAAAGAGCUCGCGCUCAAAAUUAUUGUCAAUAGGCUCCGUGGCAAGGAGGGUGUGGAAGAUGAAGAGUUCCCCACGUUGGCAGAACCAGUGUAUAGUACUUUGAAUAAGCUUGUCGCGGGCGAGGGUGAAAUUUCAAAGAAGAAAGAUACGCCCAGCACCCAAAAGCCUCACCUUCGUCUCCAUGCCGCUAAGCUACUAAUCAAGCUUUCUGCCACGCAUGCCUCGUGCGAUCAACUCCUCGAACCCCAAGACUUCCAUUUGUUAGCUUUAGUCGCCCAAGAUCGGCUUUUGCCUGUAAGAUCGGCUUUUGUCAAUGCCUUGCGAAAGACGCUUUCACAAAAAUCCCUUUUGGGCGUGCGUUGGUAUACCAUACCGUGCUUGCUUGCCUUUGAGCCAAGCCCCACUUUGAAAGAGAGCACGCUCACCUGGCUUCGUUCUCGCGCUACUCUCUUUUCUCGCCAGAUGCAAGCGAGCGCCAAGGGCAAGGAGCAGGCAGUCAUGGAGUCCAUGUUUGCUCGGCUUCUCUCGUUGCUUGCCUAUCAUCCGGACUACCCUCCCUCAAGCCAAGACACUGAGACUCGGUUGGCCGAAUUGGCGGACUUUUCUCGAUACAUUCUUUUCUACUUGUCUGCUGUUGCGAACGAGAAUAAUAUCUCGCUGAUAUACCAUGUAGCACAACGGGUGAAGCAGACGAGGGAUGGGAUUACGAGGUCGGAUGAGAUCACGACCAGACUCCACACACUUUCAGAUCUUGCUCAAGUCACUAUUCGUCUCUUUGCAGACGUUUAUGCGCAGCAGCACAAAAUCGGUGGUGCCGGGGGCAGUGGUAGUAUUCUCGAGACCUAUCCUGGAAAAAUGAGGCUACCUAGUUCACUCUUUUCCGCCAUGGCGAGCCACAAAGAAGCUCAAGAUGUCGCUGACAAGAGUUUCCUUCCGGAGGAUUUCGACGAUGUUCUCGAUGGCAUCGUGCGAUCCUGGAUGCGACCCAGGAAGCAAUCUCAUGCUGCCAAUGCCGGGAGGAAGAGAAAGAGUGAAUAUGCCGCCACGAAUGGAAACGGCGAACCAAAGAAAGCUCGGAAACAGAGGUCAUCCGGUGGACGAAAGUCGUUAGGCACCAAAGUGUUUAAAAAGAAAAGAAACGCGGAAGACGAAUGGGGAUCUGACUUUGACGGCGACGAAAAGGGAACCGCAGCAUCACGGAGACGAAGUGGCCGUGGUGUUGGAAAGGGCGUCAGCUAUGCUGACCGAGACAGUGACGAAGACGAUCUUGAGAUGGAGAAAAUCGAACAGAAUGAUGAAGAAGAAGAGGACGAGGACGAGGAUGAGGAGAAUGAAGACGGGGAAGAUGAUGAAGGGGAAGAAAACAGCGAUGAUGAAAAUAAAGAAGCCUCCGACGACAACGAUGAGGAAAUGGCCGACGCCGAGCCCUCACCACCCCCCGUCAAGACGAAAAAGAGCACGCCAGCGAAGAAGGCAUCGCCCGUCCAAAAGUCUACCAAGACAGAGAGUCUACCCGUUCGACGAUCAACCCGACGGGGAUGA
Talaromyces rugulosus is the source of this 4461-nucleotide messenger RNA. RefSeq lists its product as uncharacterized. Gene Ontology annotation, biological process: DNA repair; mitotic sister chromatid cohesion. The transcript has 3 exons. NCBI's taxonomy places the organism in Eukaryota, Fungi, Ascomycota, Eurotiomycetes, Eurotiales, Trichocomaceae. The record is from RefSeq and is a predicted model, not a curated record. Gene Ontology annotation, cellular component: nucleus; chromatin. Bases 1 to 4461 code for a protein of 1486 amino acids.